Molecule: messenger RNA, 3779 nt
Organism: Musca domestica (house fly)
Lineage: Eukaryota; Metazoa; Arthropoda; Insecta; Diptera; Muscidae
Product: ankyrin-2
Exons: 6
Coding region: 471-2654 (727 amino acids)
Biological process (GO): intracellular signal transduction
Molecular function (GO): protein binding
Source: RefSeq, a predicted model, not a curated record
AAUACCAUAGUGUUGAAAAUAUAACAGCCUUUCAGACUUUUCCCAUGUAAAUUUGGAGAAAUCACUUUUUUCAAUCUUCGUUGAAAAGCAAUACACAGUGAAAAUGCUUCUUCUUGUAAUUCCUUUGUAAUAAUGGGUUCAGGCAAAAUUUUCCUUGCCCAGAACAAAGCCUUGAUAAGCGUAAUCUGGAUUUUUGUUUAUAAAACAAUUGUGGAAAUUGCUUAAGUUUUUCUAUUUUUCAGAUGCCAUGAGAAUCUCAAAAAUGAUUUUCACAUCGCUCACGGUCGGUUAAGAACAACUUCAAAAAGGACCUGGAGUCCUUGACCAAAUAUCAUUGGAUUUAGUGUGAUAAUCCUCCGCAGUGUGGUGUAGUUUUCAUCAAACAGCAACGUAGCUGGUACCAAUAAUUGUUUGGUAUUUUGUUAAGCUACCUCCUUACAUUCCCCGAAGCACCAAUAUUUGCAAGGAAAAUGGGUGGAUCCGUAAGUCAAAUUUUCCGUUCUGGAUCAGCAUUGCUGUCCCAUCGUGAUGGUCAUAAGGUUUCCAAAGAAACGACUGAAAAAAUCACAACGCUCUUUGAAAUUUUAAGAGCCAAUCCAAAAAUCUCCAUACAACCACUAGAAUCAUUGCUAUUAGAAAUUCCAAAGAAUGAAAACAUUUUAGUAAUACACGACGAUUGUGGCUUUAAUAUAUUACAACGAGCUGUAGGUCUAAAUCAUGUUGAGUUGACAAAAUGGCUCUUGCAGCGUCAUAGGCCAGAUGUAAACCGCAGCCCCUGUUCCCUACCUCUGCAUAUUGCCUGUCUGAAGGGUCACGAAUCAUGUGUAGAGCUAUUAUUGAAAUAUGGUGCCCGAAUCGAAUGUGAUUCCCGCAUGUGCUUUCCCGGUUCACACUCAUCCAACUGUGAACUGUUCCAGUGGAAUGCCAACAAUCAUUAUGAGGAUGUUGAGUUUAGAGAACGUAAUUUUGACAACUCUAAAUUGCAAAAUGCAAUUUGUUAUGCCAUAGAUGGCGAUCAAAUUAAUGUGCUGAAUAUAUUGGUACAAAAGCUCGAUGAUCCAUGGAUACCAUUUCGCUCUAAACGUCCUGUUUUCCAUUUACUUCACAUGGCCUGUGAACGUGGAGCUUGGAACUGUGUCCAGCAACUGGUGGUAACACGUUCCGAUGAAAUCAAUCUUAUUAAAGAUGAAUAUUAUCCCAUACACCAUGCCGUGUUACACGAUAUGCGUUUUCUGGAAUUAUUAAUCCAGCACGGUGCUGUGACCACAGUUCGAACGUGUACCCAACAAUUUACACUCUUACAUAUGGUUAUAUUCAUAGCUAGAAAAUCUGCUGAAGAUACAUUAAGUAUGUUAAGAAUCUUAUUGGAACGUGGUUGUAAGGAAUUAAUCAACGAACCAGAUGUCUUGGGCAAUACACCAUUACAUUCCCUGAUCGUACGAUAUGCCUUAGAGGAGGCAAGAUACGGCUACGAUAAGUGGAGCAAAUGGGAUGUUUUACAUUUAGUUAGAUUCCUGCUACAACAUGGAGCCAAAAACUCAAUCAAUCAGGCUGGCAAUAGUGCGCUGGCUUGUGUGUUCCGCCACAUACGUGAUAUGGAUGUUUGCUUUGAACUGCUCAGCAUGAUGAUCGAGGACAGCGAUCCAAAUAUUGUGGGGCGUGACGGUUCCGUACCCAUCAUGGUGUUGUUAAUACCAUUAAUCAACAAAGAUACCCUACAACAUUAUACUCAUUCUAUGAAGGUUUGUUUUGUAAAUUGUAUACGCAUUUUGCUGCAACAUGGAGCCAAUCCCAAUUGCUCGUAUCACCACAAUCUAACACCACUGCAGGUGUUGGUCUUUACAGUGAGUGAAAAUUUCACCUUAAGCAGUGACACCUUAAGGCAAACCAACUUCGAUUUUAUUAAAAAUAUACUCCUGCUCCUCUUGCAACAUGGCCUGGACUGCAAUCAAACAUAUCAGAAUAUAUUGCAAGCUGUCAUGGACAUGGUACGAAAUGUACGCGAUGUUAGUGAUCUAAAUCGUAUACACGAUUUGACCCUGACGCUCAUACAAUAUGGAGCUGAUCCAAAUAUAGUAUUAAGUAAUAUGACCACUGGUGGUGCCAUCUAUUCUAAUGAAAUAGCAAGGUUUGGAGAUGCCCUAGGCUUGACUGGUUCCAGUUCGGAGAGUAAUGGUGCUGGUGGGGCUGGUACUGUGGCGAAUAGUGGCAAUACCAAUGGUAACUCGUCGGUUGGCGAAACGGCGGCUACUCGACAAUCUCUUGGUGAUACCUCAUUCCGUAACUCAUUUCGCACAAAUUCUCGCUAUUUAUUGUUCUACUACAUUGUGUUGAUCACAAAGAAAGAUUUCAUACUCAACGAUCCAGAUGUGACAUUUACCCGCAUUAUUUUACUCUUCUAUGCCACCAUGCAGCAUGAUACUCUGUACAAUUGCCUGAAAUCUCUGCACAAUUUCUAUGUCGCCCAAGUUCCAAGUAAAAAGACGGAACAAUUAAUUGCUGUCAUUUCAUCGCUAUAUCGUAAACCUCGCAGUCUGAAACAGUUGUCUCGUCUUGCCAUUUACGAAUCGUUAAAUCGAAAAUUAGCUCAAAAUGUAAAUAAACUUAAAUUACCGGGUAUGCUUAAGGAUUAUGUGUUGAAUUUCGAUAAGUAAUUUGAACAGAGAGGAGUUAAGUGAAACAAAGGAACAAAGUUAAGGCAUAUGAUACGUUUAAAAUUGGUAAAAUAUUUUUUUCUAGAAACAUUUUUUUUAAUUCUAUGGACUGAAAUUAUUAGAAUUAGAAUUAUAGAAUUUCGGAAUAUCAUUAGGGGACAAGCAUGUGACUGUGUGAAAUUAGGUAAAGAAUAAAUUACUGGAUUAUUGCCAACAAGAAUGUGACUACAGGAAUACACAAAUAUUUGAAAGGAAGCUCAAAAAUGUUGACCUUGCACAUUUGAUUACAUUGGGAGACUGUAGGAAUACAUGCUGUCAUGUGUGUAAAACUCAUUUGGAAAUAAUCGAGAAAUUGGCUUACAGAUUUCCCUGCACAAAUUAAGGUUGACUUUAGAGCAUAGAAAUCAUUUGUAAACUCAAAUCUUAAAACCAUUAUUAUUGAACUGAAUUUAGCAAAUCAGGGCAAAUUUUUAAUUAAAAAAAUAAAGAAACGUAAUUUUAUGUGCUCAUAAUACGAAGAUAAAUUAGUGUCUGUAAAUUGCAAAACAACAAAGAAAGUUAACAACAUUUUCGAUGUUAUGUAUCUUUUAAACAAAACACAAAGCAACAAUAACAAUAAAGAAAACUAAAUGUAUUUAAGAUCUCUCAGCUGUAUGAAGCGCACUUAUAUUGAACCACAUAAAAUCCAAACCAAUUCAAGAACAAAUGCCAUUAAAUCAUUCACUCACUCACAGAUACAUACAAUACAAUAUACAUACUUAAAUACAUUCUAUUUGCCAAAAAGAAGAGAAAGUAACAUUUUACAUAUAUAUAUAUAUUAAAGCAAAACAAAUUCAAGCCAUAUUAAUAUUAUUAUAUUUAUUGUUAAAUAUUGUUCCUGUUAAAAAACAAAACAAAGUAAAGCGAAAAUGAGAAAUAUUCAAGAAUAGACAAACUCAAGCAAAUCCAAUAAUUACAUUCAUGUCGGAAAGCAAAGAAGAAAAAUACAUGCAUACAUAUUUACCUAAUAUAAUUUAUUUGUAAACAUUGUUAAAUAUUUUUUUAUACAUUAAGAAAAUGUAUUCAAAUUUAAAGAAUUUAAUGUUAAAUAAAUACAAAAAAAUAGGUAUAUAAAUACAUAAGAAA